Messenger RNA from Uranotaenia lowii, 2601 nucleotides. RefSeq lists its product as uncharacterized. The record is from RefSeq and is a predicted model, not a curated record. Bases 1 to 2601 code for a protein of 866 amino acids. The transcript is spliced from 5 exons. Gene Ontology annotation, molecular function: catalytic activity. NCBI's taxonomy places the organism in Eukaryota, Metazoa, Arthropoda, Insecta, Diptera, Culicidae.
AUGGCCUGCGACAAAUGCGCAAAACCUACGGGUGACUCCGACAGCAUUCUUUGUCAAGGCCUGUGCAGCCUGGUGUUUCACCUAAAGUGUGCGGGGCUGCUUUCGUCGCACCUUAAGUCGAAGGCAGACAACAAAAAUCUGCUCUGGGUCUGUGACGAAUGUUGCAGACUUCUUAAAAAUGCCGCUUUUCGUCGCUCUUUGGGCAGCUACGAAUCCAUUAUCGCGGACAUGCGGACGAAUCAGGCUUCCUUAGUCGCAGAAGUGAAGUCGGAAUUUGCGACGACCAACCUGAAGCUGGACAAAAUUUUGAACGUUCGUCCCAACAUCAACCCAUCUCCUCGCAUCCCUGCUCCAUGGCCUAGCCUAGCUACUCCCACCAACAAGAGGCGACGAGUCGAGAACCCAACUGUCGCUCCUUGUGUGGCCUGUGACGUCGUUCAUGGCGACCCGCAGUUCUACACCUCGUGUGGCCCCGCAUCAGUGAUCGCCACUACAGAUGGUUCAUCAUAUAUGGACAACGGUGUGAAACGACACGAUCUGCCUGCUGGGAAAAGCGAUCAUCUCAACCUUUACUACCAAAACGUUGGUGGUAUCAACUCCUGCGUUAGCGAUUAUCUGCUAGCCUCAUCAUGCUCCUGCUACGAUAUUAUCGCUCUAACAGAGACCUGGCUGAACGAUAGAACCCUGUCUAGUCAAGUCUUCAGCUCUGACUACACUGUGUUCCGUUGUGACAGAGGUCCCAACAACAGCACGAAAUCCACAGGUGGUGGAGUUCUGAUUGCUAUCCGAUCCACUCUUUCAGCCAUCCCCAUCUACGACGAAUCAUGGAACGAUCAAGAAUUCGUAUGGACCCGUAUCGAUCUUGGCACGAAAAAACUCUACGUUGGGGUUGUGUAUCUGCCUCCUGAUCGUACUAGAAAUGCAUCUUUCGCUGAUUCCUUUUCCAUCGGCCUUUCUAAAUUGUGUUCUCUCACGCUUCCUGAAGACGACAUCGUUAUCAUCGGGGACUUCAACCUACCAGGACUCAAGUGGAUUCCCUCGCAAGGCAAUUUCUUGUUUGCCGAUCCAACCAGAUCUUCGUUUACGGUGCCUUCCAAUACGAUUCUCGACUCUCUAAGCACGGCAACUCUCCGCGAGAUCAACAGCAUAGAGAAUGAAAAUGGUCGCAUGCUCGAUCUCUGCUUCAUCAGUGACGGACCCCAAUUGGCUACGAUUGAAGAGGCUCCUACGCCCUUGGUCAAGGUUGUUCCUCAUCACCCUGCUCUGCUGCUUUCACUUGAUAUUCCUAGAGCUUUUGCCCACAUCCAAAAACCUGGUCAAUUCUUUCUCGACUUUAAGAACGCUGAUUUCGUCGCUGUUUCACAAACGCUCGAUGCUAUCGACUGGGAAACUGAACUGGAAUCUUCCGAUCCGAACGCUGCAGCUAUGAAAUUUUCCCAUAUAAUCAAUUACAUCAUCGAUCGUCACGUACCGAAACGCUCAUCAGUUUCUAACCUACGAGCUCCUUGGGUAACGAAAGAACUGCGACAAAUGAAAACGCUCAAGAAUAAAGCUCUCCGUUAUUACACUAGGCACAAAACUCUCCGCGCUAAAAAUGAGUAUUGCAAACUCAACUCAGCUUACAAAAAACUAUGCUCACGCUGCUACCAGAGCUACUUAAUUCGGAUACAGCGAGGUUUCAAAACAAAACCCAAAUCAUUUUGGCAGUACAUCAAGGACCAGCGGAAAGAAUCCGGCCUACCGCCCUCCAUGUUUCUGGAUGAUAAUUUAGCGACUUCGGAACCUGAAAUCUGUGACCUCUUCGCUGACAAAUUCCGUAGUGUAUUUGACUCAAACUCAAUAUCCUCGGACCAAGUUACCAGCGCGGCUUGUAACGUCCCUCAUUUGAACACAUGGCUGAAUCAAAUUGUUGUAGACGACGAUAUUAUUUUGAAAGCGACCGCUAAGCUGAAACACAGCCUUUCCGCAGGACCAGAUGGCAUACCAGCUACCUUCUUGAAGCGAUAUAUAUCACAUAUGCUGAUACCUCUAAAAAUAAUCUUCCAAGUUUCACUCGAUCAGUCUACGUUCCCAUCCUUAUGGAAAGAGGCCUAUAUGUUUCCGGUGCACAAAAAAGGGGACAGGCGAAAUGUGAACAACUAUCGUGGCAUUUCUGCCUUAUGUGCGAUAGCCAAAUUGUUCGAGCUGGUUGUUUUGGAACCCAUUUUUUCGUAUUGCAAGCCUUAUUUCUCAAAUGAACAACAUGGAUUUAUGCCCAAGCGCUCUACGACUACAAACCUGUUGACAUUCACGUCUAAUGUGCAAGACAGUUUUGCCAUGGGAUCUCAAACCGACGUCAUCUACACUGAUCUGUCAGCUGCUUUCGACAAGGUGAACCAUUCCAUAGCCAUCGCCAAACUCGAUCGUAUUGGUAUCUGCGGGUCUCUACUGGAAUGGUUCCGCAGCUACCUGGUAGGACGAAAACUCAUUGUUCGAAUAGCUAUCGAUAUGAUGUCGUUGAAUCAGGCCGAUGUGAUGAUUUCUGCUGUUCUUCAGUGUAAACAAGACCCAUUUGUUGCUGUUUCUAACUCGACGCUACGGGAUGCAAGCGACUUCGGUUAA